AUGAGUUCUCCCACCACGCCAUCAGGAUAUGGGCCCAGAUUUAAGCAGUUUGAUGGUGAUGCAAACAAAUAUGAUUUGUGGGAAGAGCACUUCCUCGGCGCGUUGGACAUUUUGGAACUACAUCUCGCGCUCGAUAAGUAUGCUUCAGAACGUCCAGAAAGUUAUAAUCUGGAUCGUGCCAAAAGGACAAUCUACAGUCAUUUAACUGGUUGUCUUGACAGAACGUCACUUGGUGUGAUAAAACGUGAAGCGAAAGGAGAUGGCGUGAAGGCUUUGGCAGUACUACGAAAGUAUUACCUAAGGGAAUCAGACCAGAGGCUGUAUGCUUUAUUAAUGUCAUUCUUCACCAAAAGACUAGAGAAUGGCGGCAGUGCUAUGGAAUAUCUCUCAUUUCUUGAGGAGACAGUAGCAGCACUCAGAGAAGCAGGUGAGAGCAUCAGUGAUCGUAUCUUAGUGGUAAUCACACUAAAAGGACUUCCACAGAGAUACAAGAGUUUUAUUGAUAUAGCUAAUCAACGCAACCCUCCAUAUGAUUUUUGUGGGUUAAAGACAGCUAUAUUAACUUAUGAAGAUACUCUCAAAGGAAAUUCUGAUACAGAGAGAGUAAUGGCUGCCCAAGGUAAUAAUACAUUUAAACAGAAGAGAUGCUUCAAGUGUGGUGAACCAGGCCAUUUUGCAUCAAAAUGCUACAAAGGUGGUGAAUAUAAAAGAGGAAACAACCUGAAUAAGCCUCAAAAUGUCAAGAAAUGGUGUGAAUUACAUAAUUCAAGAACUCACAAUACUAGUGAAUGUAGAACAAAGAACCCCAGGAGGAGUAAUAACUCAGUAAAUUCUGCUAAUAAUACAAGUUACGACCCGUCGAGGGGACCUCAGAGUCGUGACAUUGGAAAACAAAAUGUAUCAGGCUUAGAAGCAGAUGAAAGUUUGAUCAUGAUUGACAGUGGUUGCACUACACAUAUAGAAAUAAAUGAACCAAAAUUUGUGAGAUUUGAAGAGUCCUUUGAUCCACAAAACCAUUACAUUGAGUUGGCAGAUGGCCAGCGGCAACAAGGAAAUGUACAAGGAAUCGGUGAUGUCAAAGAUUUUAUUCAAGAUCGAAACGGCAGAUCGAGAAGUGUUUUACUAAAAGAUGCUCUAUACAUACCAGGAUUUAAGGAACAGGAUCAUCUGUCAGUAUGGAAGACAGUUCAGAGUGGACACAGCAUUACUUUUUCACCAAAUGGUAGUACACUAACUACCAAGGAUGGCACAGUCAAUUUAGGGGAGGCUAAGCACACCCUAGAGGAAUGGCAUAAAAUUCUAGGACACUGUAAUGUGACUGAUGUGCAAAAACUUGAAGCAACUGUUAAUGGCAUGCAUAUUUUGAGAAAGAUAAGUUCAACUGUACCACAUGUGCUCUUGAGUAAGAGUGAUACAGUACAAGCCAUGAAGAGGUAUAUGGCAGAAACAGCACGUUAUGGCAGGAUAAAAAGCCUGAGAUGUGACCAUGGAACGGAAUUUACAAAUAAUGAAUUCAGAACACUCCUUAUAGAGAAUAAGAUUAAACAAGAGUUUUCUGCACCCCACUCUCCACAUCAAAAUGGGACAGUUGAGAGGUCACACAAAUCCAUUUUUGAUAUGGCUCGAUGUUUACUGAUUGAUGCCAAAUUACCCAAGGAUAUGUGGAGCUAUGCAGUGAAAACUGCUUGCUACAUAAGGAAUAGGUGCUAUAACCCCAGAACUCGGAAAACUCCAGUAGAAAUGCUCACUGGAAAGCGGCCAAACAUCAGCAGAAUGAAUGUUUUUGGAGUAAGAUGUUUUGCAUAUGAAGAGGAGAAAAAGAAACUUGAUCCCAGGAGUAAGGAAGGGAUAUUUGUAGGCUAUGAUGACCAGAGCCCAGCGUACUUAAUUUACUUCAAGGACUCCCAGACAGUAAAGAAGAUAAGAUGUGUCAAGUUUAUGGAAAACUUGCCCAAUGUAGCUGAACCAUCAAGUAUCGAGCAAGGCUCAGAUGAAGAAGACAUCUUGGUGGAGACAAGACUUCGCAAAAACCACUUCCAGCAAACCAAGAUAAGCCACCAGAGAACAUAA
This is a messenger RNA of Penaeus vannamei (Pacific white shrimp), 2070 nucleotides long. The record is from RefSeq and is a predicted model, not a curated record. Lineage: Eukaryota; Metazoa; Arthropoda; Malacostraca; Decapoda; Penaeidae.